AUGGAUAAGGGUCAAGAUGAGCUACCCUCAUUACCCAUUCCGCCUUUAGAUCAGACUUUAAACAGAUACAUGGAAUCGAUUAGGCCCUUGACUACGGACGAAGAAUAUGAUCGUAUGGCUAAAGCUGUCAAAGAAUUCCGCGAGUCCGACCAGGGCCCAAGCUUAGAUCAACGUCUUCGCGAGCGUGCACUGGAAUGUGAGAAGCGUGGGACGAGCUGGCUGGCGCAAUGGUGGGAUGACUGGGCCUAUUUUUCCCAUCGUGACUCGUCCACGUUUUUUGUGAAUUAUUACUUUGGUUUCCAGGACGAUCCACGCAUGCCAACGCAGACUGCUCGUGCAGCCUUGUUAGUGAGUUUGGCCCUCGAAUUCAGACAAUUGAUUGCGACACGAACAUUGACUCCAGAUAUGGCCAGAAAUGCGCCCUUCUGCAUGAACAUGUAUCAAUAUCUGUUUAAUUAUUCCCGCAUUGCUGGCUCCCCUGCCGAUACUGCCGUAGGCUUUCCAUUCGAAAAUAAUAACCAUAUCUGCGUGGUACGCAAUGGCAAGUUUUACAUUUUUGAAACCCUACAUAUCCCAUCCAAGCCCUCGUCUGUUCUGAGCCCACGCGAGAUCAUGAUCCAAUUGGAACGAAUCAAAAAAAUGGCGGAUGAUGACAAGUCUUCGGUUCCUGCUAUCGGAAUUUUAUCCACCGGACAACGUGAUCAAGUUGCCAAGGACCGGGUGACGCUCUUUGAAGCUCACACAUCCAAUAAGGCUCACAUGGCCAAGAUUGAGACAUCCAUGUUUGUUCUCUGCCUCGACUCUAGUUCUCCAUCCAGCUCGGAGGAAUUCUCCCGUGCCUGUUGGCAUGGAGAUGGCGCCAGUCGCUGGUUCGACAAGUGCUUCCAAUUGAUCGUCUUUGCCAACGGUCGUGCUGGUAUGAACGGAGAGCAUUCCAAGAUGGAUGCGACGCCUACCUCUCGUCUUUGCCGCUAUUUGAUCGACGAGGCUCAAGCUCGUGCACUGCCUGAUUUCCGAAACCUGAAUGCAGAGGAUCUGUAUGAGUGCGCCUCCAUUCUUGACAAACCUAAACCCCUCAACUUUGUUAACAGUCCUGCUUUAGAAAAGGCCAUCUCCAAUGCUUUCGCUUACUUUCACGCCACAGUGAACGCUCAUGAGAUGAUCCCCACAGAGUUUAAGGGGUAUGGUAAGGGUCUGAUCAAGUCAUUCAAAAUGUCGCCCGAUGCUUAUGUUCAAAUGGCAUUGCAGCUUGCCUACUACCGCAAACAUGGGGAAUAUGUCGCAACGUACGAAUCUGCAGCUACUCGUAAAUACCGUCAUGGCCGUACAGAAACUGUCCGAUCUUGCUCGAAUGAAAGCAAAGCUUUUUGUGAGGCCAUGGACAAUCCGGACGCUAGCCUCAAAGUACGUGCCACUGCUUGUCGCGCCGCCGUUGCUAGGCAUGCUCAGUAUACUGCAUGGGCAGUAGAUGGACAAGCAGUCGAUCGCCAUUUAUUGGGAUUGCGACUGAUCCGCAAACCUGAUGAAGAAAUGCCCGCUCUCUUUGCAGACCCCGUCUUUGCGCGCACAUGUCGCUGGCGACUUUCCACGUCGCAAAUCUCGGAUGACUGCUUCAUCGCAUAUGGAUGGGGUGAGGUUGUGCCCGAUGGAUAUGGAUGUGCCUACAUGGUCAAGGAAGCAGAACUAUAUUUUUGCAUUACAAGCUUGAAGUUGGGAUCCAAGGACUUUGGCCAGCACAUUGUGGAUGCACUAGAGGACAUGCGCUUCACAUUUGAGGAAGAUGGUAUUCUCAGCCGCCUGCGCUCUCGAGCUGCCUCGAGGUUGGCCAACAAGGCUUCCCCUCCCUCCAAUCCUUAA
Molecule: messenger RNA, 1857 nt
Organism: Lobosporangium transversale
Lineage: Eukaryota; Fungi; Mortierellomycota; Mortierellomycetes; Mortierellales; Mortierellaceae
Product: acyltransferase ChoActase/COT/CPT
Exons: 3
Coding region: 1-1857 (618 amino acids)
Biological process (GO): carnitine metabolic process
Cellular component (GO): mitochondrion; peroxisome
Molecular function (GO): carnitine O-acetyltransferase activity
Source: RefSeq, a predicted model, not a curated record